CGCCCCUUCAAAAGCCACCGUGUUUCAUUUGACCAUAAAUACAACGCGCACUCCAAAAACUUUCGGCACUUUGGUCACUAGAAUAUCAGGUAUCAGCAACGGGUCUCGGCGCCAGCUAACAGCCUGUAGGCUACGCGUGUGUUUUUGUAAGACCAACGACGGACGCGGUCCAUCUUAAGACCACGGACGAAUUGCUCUGCCACACAACAGCAGAACGGAGGCGGCUCGAACCAUGGCGAACAGAGGACACUCUUGUGAGCCGUGCGCUCUGGUAGAGUUGCGGCUGCCGGUGGGUCUCCGCUAUUUGGAUCAGGACCACAGCGCGGUGGCCCGAGCGAAAAGGCGAAGGCGGCUUGCCGCGAACGCGCGCGAACGAAGGAGGAUGCUGGGACUGAACGUGGCGUUUGACCGUUUGAGGAGCGUUAUCCCAAACGUGGAGAGCGAGAGGAAGCUGUCCAAGUCGGAGACGUUACAGAUGGCACAGAUUUACAUCGCCACGCUCAGCGAAUUAUUGCAGGACGACAACGAUGAUGGUGGCGCCGGCUGUCACACAGAGUUUCCAUGCGCAAGCUUUGACGAUGUGACAUCAGAACAGGUGAAUCCGCAGAAAUUCAUUAGCGACCAAUCUUGUGAUUCAGCGACAGAGGACACUGCGGAACGUCCCCACGCAGACACGCGCAUUAGCGAUAACAGGUGCGCGGCCAACCACGGGCAGCCCAACGAUGAGAACCACAAACUCGGGGUGAAAGAGUUCUUGGACUAUUGGGAGAGAAAAAGCGGCACAAAAUGAUCAAGGCACC
Engraulis encrasicolus (European anchovy) is the source of this 800-nucleotide messenger RNA. RefSeq names its product atonal bHLH transcription factor 1c (gene atoh1c). Gene Ontology annotation, cellular component: nucleus. NCBI's taxonomy places the organism in Eukaryota, Metazoa, Chordata, Actinopteri, Clupeiformes, Engraulidae. Gene Ontology annotation, molecular function: E-box binding; DNA-binding transcription factor activity, RNA polymerase II-specific; protein dimerization activity. Gene Ontology annotation, biological process: axon development; sensory organ development; positive regulation of transcription by RNA polymerase II. Bases 233 to 790 code for a protein of 185 amino acids. The record is from RefSeq and is a predicted model, not a curated record. The transcript has a single exon.